AUGUUUAACAGGCCUGCGCUGCCAGCCAGACAACCUGACUACAAUGUGUGGUCUUUCCCAACUGGCAGUCUGACCUGGACUCCAUACAUGAAUGGACCUAGCUACUUACCCGAACCAGCUCACUGGGCUCCUGUCACGCUGUUUGCUAUGCCAUGGCCCCAGAUAGUCGAUGAACGCCCGGUAAUUGUACCCGAGCUUGCUAUAAAUCCUUUCCAACCAGCCAUGCCUAUACUUCAGUGGGAUAUCCGCCAGAACCCAAUUACAGCCAGGCUGACAACAGGCGCACAUAUCUCCACGGAUCUGGCACAUGUCCUGAGCUCUCACAUCACAGAUAUUCCUGUUGGCAUCAUCGAAAUUGCCAUCCCAGCUUGUCCAAUGGCGUACAUGUGGGAUGCCAUCAGAGUGCAAAGGUCUAGCGCUAUCAAGGUCCAAGAUGUUCUCGAUGUCAUUUACGAAUGGCUGCAGAAACCUCUGACUCAAGCUGAGAUGGAACACAUCGAACAUGUGAACCCAAAUGGUGUCGAAGCAAUUUUGUGGGCUUUACACGAGAGAGCUUCUACGAGUCUGACGUUGCAGGGCUGGGAACAUCGACAAGGGCCGCGGCGUAUAGACUGUUUGGGAGAUAUUCGUAGAUGGAUGGGAUUAUGCUACUCUCCUACGGGGCAGGGCAUGCAGCUGGUUCUCAACCUUGAAACCGUUCACCGAUUAUGA
Suillus subaureus is the source of this 711-nucleotide messenger RNA. RefSeq lists its product as uncharacterized. The record is from RefSeq and is a predicted model, not a curated record. The transcript has a single exon. Lineage: Eukaryota; Fungi; Basidiomycota; Agaricomycetes; Boletales; Suillaceae. Bases 1 to 711 code for a protein of 236 amino acids.